This is a messenger RNA of Balearica regulorum gibbericeps (East African grey crowned-crane), 941 nucleotides long. Lineage: Eukaryota; Metazoa; Chordata; Aves; Gruiformes; Gruidae. The record is from RefSeq and is a predicted model, not a curated record.
GAACAAAGAAGAAAGCUGCCUGUCCGGGACUUGGUCUGGUUUAUACCGUACUGUCUGCCUUCCUUUUCUCAGUGGCCUCUUUAUUUCUUAAAAAAAUAGAAGAUGUACAUUCAGUGGAAGUGAGUGCAUUUCGAUGUGUUUUCCAAAUGGCAUUCGUUCUUCCUGGCUUAAUAUACUACAAAACAGGGUUUUUGGGACCAAAAGGUAAAAGAAUUUUUCUUUUCUUCCGAGGAUUCCUUGGCUCUAGUGCAAUGAUUCUUCUCUACUAUGCUUUCCAAGUCAUGCCACUAGCUGAUGCCACUGUUAUAACUUUUAGCAGUCCUGUUUUUACGUCAUUGCUGGCAUGGAUCUUUCUCAAAGAAAAGUACAGUAUUUGGGAUCUUCUGUUUACCCUCUUCGCAGUCACUGGAGUGAUUCUUAUUGCCAGACCACCAUUUCUGUUUGGGUCAAAAGUUGCAGGGAUUGAAGGAAGUUACACAGAUCACCUUAAAGGAACUAUAGCAGCAAUUACAAGCACAGUAUCUUCAGCUUCGACUUUUGUUAUACUAAGGAAGGUGGGCAAAUCUGUGCAUUAUUUUGUGUCAGUUUGGUAUUAUGCAGUCAUUGGUUUAAUUGGAUGUGUUAUAGCAUUGUUUGUUAUGAAUGAAUGGCGUUUACCACAUUGUGGUAAAGAUAGAGUUCUUCUAAUAUUAAUAGGCUUGUUAGGGUUAGGGGGUCAGAUAUUUCUCACAAAAGCAUUACAGAUAGAGAAAGCUGGACCCGUAGCCAUAAUGAAAACAAUGGAUGUGGUGUUUGCUUUUAUUUUACAAAUUCUUUUUCUCAAUCAUCUACCAACUUGGUGGACUGUUGGUGGUGCUCUUUGUGUAGUAGCUAGUAGUUCUGGAACUGCCAUUCGUAAGUGGCGACAAACCUUGAAAAAAGCUAAGCAAAAUGAAAUCUAA